Mesitornis unicolor (brown roatelo) is the source of this 726-nucleotide messenger RNA. Its product is annotated as toll-like receptor 1. The record is from RefSeq and is a predicted model, not a curated record. The transcript has a single exon. NCBI's taxonomy places the organism in Eukaryota, Metazoa, Chordata, Aves, Mesitornithiformes, Mesitornithidae. The annotation marks the transcript as partial.
AUGAGAUCUCUCAGAAGCUUUUUUCUUUACAAGUGUCUGAUUACAUUAACUUUUUGGAACCAUGUCAGCCUGUCUGUGGAAAAUGAACUCUUCACAUCGGUUUCUAACAAUUUUCCAAAAGAUGGUUCUGACAAGAAAAUCAAGAGCCUGCCACUCCUGUAUACAAAUAGUCAUCAGCCCAAAGCUAAUUUUGACUGGGUUGUGAUAGAAAAUACUACAGAAAGCCUGUCAUUGUCAGAAAUCACAAAUUACAAUGUAAAAAAAUUAGUAGCUUUAUUAUCUAAUUUCAGACAAGGCUCCAAGUUACAAAAUCUGACACUGACAAAUGUGUCACUGGACUGGAAUGCUCUCAUUGAUGUUUUUCAGACUGUAUGGCACUCAUCCAUUGAAUACUUCAGUAUUAACAGUGUAACACAGUUGUCAAACGUCGAAAUGUAUGAUUUUGACUAUUCAGGCACCUCUAUGAAAGCAGUUACAAUGAAGAAAGUUUUAAUCACAGAUCUGUAUUUCUCACAGGAUGACUUAUACAAAAUAUUUGCAGACAUGAAUAUCGCAGCCUUGACAAUAGCUGAAUCAGAGAUGAUACAUAUGCUGUGUCCUUCAUCUAACAGUCCCUUUAAAUACUUAAAUUUUUUAAAGAAUGAUUUAACAGAUCUUCUUUUUCAAAAAUGUGGCAAAUUAAUUCAACUGGAGACAUUAAUCUUGCAAAGAAAUAAACUUGAAAGC